AUGGAAACAGUGAUCACCGAAGGAGCAUUUUGUUUGAACAUGGGUCUCUGUGACUUCGCUUUAUUUUAUGUAGAAUUGCUUCAGCAGCAACGAUCUGCAAAGACUCUGCGUGAGCAGAUCAACGCGACACUUUCAUUGGCAAUCUUUUAUUUUGAUCAGAAUAGUUACAGUGCAGCAAUUGAUGAAUACAAGUCCCUCCUCUCACUUUAUAAGAGCAGUGCAUCUAGCGAAAAAGUCCAGUUAGCCAUAAUUCAUAGAUCCAUUGCGGAAUGCUACUUGGAAUUGGGUGACUUUAACGAGGCUAUUCAGCACUCAAGCCUCUUUCUGGAAAUUUCGAAGGAGGCGAAUGAUAUAUUGGAGCAACAAAGAGCCUUUGUUACAAUCGCGAGGUGUUUCCAAUGUCGUGCGGAUAGCAUUUUCAAUGGUGAUAUAGCGCGGAGAAGUUUGCUUGCCGCCAAACAGGCUCUAUCAAAUAGCAUAAAAAUUGUUGCACAGCUUACUGACUUAACAUCGUCCCAACUAGCGGAGAUAAAGGCAGUCUCGCUUCUCAACCUAGGUCAUGUUUUUCGUUCCUGUGGCGAUUUCGAGUCGGCUCGUUCCAAAUUCGACCAUCAAACUUUGAAGUUCUAUGCUGUGCAAGGUUGUCUAGAUAAAGAAUCCAAAACUCUCAGGCGGAACUUGGAGGAGCUUUUAGCGCAGCUCUACGUCGGGAGGGGGGAGUAUAGGACUGCGGCUAAGGUUUACCGGCAACUUUCACGAGCAGAUCCUGAAUCAGGUCUAAAUUUUAAGCACCUAUGCGGAAAAUGUCUUCAGUUGGAAACCACUACCACCAGAGCUCAGUUUAGCCCAUGCGAUGCAGUUGAGGAGAUGCAUCAACUCUCAAAGUUUUACGAACGCCUCGGGGACAUUCUUUCUACGAUGGAUCUCCAUGGACCCGCCUAUCGAUGCUACCAACAGAUGAUGCUGUGGGCUGAAGCAGCUUUCUCUAAUCAACGACAGGAUGUCUGUGGUAGUGAGUACGCGCAACGACUGGCAGCACUGGCUGAACAGGUGGAUUCUGGUCUUGUAUCAACAGCUGAGGCUUGCGCUAGUCUGGGCGCCUUCGCGAUCUGCGCUCAUUUCUAUCGCCGGGAGAUACUCUUUAAUCUUAGCUUGACUGAGUACUCACUACCGAAUACCAGUAGGCUUAGUAGUGAAGAGCUCGCUCAGAGCUGGCUAUCCCUCUCCAGAGCUCUCAUUCAAGCGCCGAAAAACACGCCUUCUGAGUUUCCUAUCUCCGAAUGCCUCAAUUUGCCGGGUUCGGAAACUCCCGAGGAGGCUCUCAAAAGUGCCUUAUCUAAGGCAAAAGCGUCUGAAAGCCUUGCUGUGGUGUCUGACUGUUUGGAUGAGUUGGUUGAAUAUUACAAGAGUUGUGGAAAAGAAGCUCAAGCAAAACUUUACCUUGAUGAGCUCGGUGUUUUGACCAGUAGCAGUAAGAGUCAGCCCUGUAGGCCGCCUUCAUCGAAUUGUCCAGCUCGUUUCCGUAGUCGGAAUAAGGGGAACGAGUCUGGAGUUGAUAUGGAUAUGGACACUCAAAGCGAAUCAAUUGACGAAGCCAUAGAAGUCCUCUCUUCCGACUCUGACGUUGAAAAGUGUGUGAAUAUUGCUAAUGGUGCUUCGGAUUUAAUAGAGUCGCCUGGAAAACGGCGUAAUAGGGCAAUCUGCUUGAAAACAAACCUCAAAGGCGAAUCUCCAUUGCAUGUUGCUGUGAUUAAUGGGAACCUUGAACACGUAUCCAAGUUGAUCGAAGUAAUGGCACAUCCAAUCAAUAUACGCGACGGCGCGGGCUGGCUUCCCAUUCACGAAGCUGCUUUCCAUGACCACGCCGAUAUUGCUCUCUAUCUCUUGGAUAAAGGGGCUGAUCUGGAUGAUACAGGUUGCCAGGAGGAUCUGUCAACACCUCUUUUUGAGGCGAUUCAUGGAGGCGGGCUCAAAACAGCCAUCACCCUUGUUAAUCGUGGGGCCAACUUGUGGCAUGUGUAUGAUUAUGUUCUGGGUUUAUCGAUUUAUCUCAUGUCUUUCAAUUUAUCGAGAAAUCGUGAAGGGGAAACGCUCUUAGACUUGCUGAACGAUUGGCAGCCGAAGAAGCGCGCUUUUGGGGGAUUGGAAUCCCAAAAGACCCUUUUUAAACAAUUAUUGGACACUGUGAAAGAGAAGUUGGGAGAUUCCUACGAGAAGUGGUGUUCGUACAGACCACCAAAAUCUACCUCAACCAUUCCUACACAGAUAUCAGAAUCAGUCAUUAUAGUUGAUGAUGAAGAGGACGAGGAAGAUGACAUUGCGAUAAUGAAUGCUGAAUCGGCACCAGCGACUAAACUGAAGAAAUCAGCCGUAUCACGCCGUCAAGUAAUCAGUUCAGACUCUGAUGAGGAAGAAAACAGGGUGCUGGCGACCAUGAGUAGAAAGAAGAUGGAAUCACGGUCUAUUAGAUCAAAGCCUUUUCAAAGUGGUCGUUUCUUCGACUCUCCACCGAAAGGAGCAUUCACCAAGCCAGACUGUAAAUCGGCUGCUAUUAACGACUAUCGCAAUGCCAUUAAAGCGGUUGGCAGUUCUGCCGUUCGUCAUGACGAGGAAAGUUUCACUGCUAGUGGCUGCGUCGGAAGUAGGAAACGAUCAACUACCUCCCUUGGCGCAGUUUUCACAAGUUUUAAUGAUAGGUGGCUUGAGGAGGAUGAGCAAGGAACGAAGCGGAAACGGAAAAAAGGAAAGGACCUUCCUUCACCUUUGCCCUCUCACGAAUCUCCGUCUCUCCACAAAACUUCAUCCACCGGUUAUGGAAUUCAAUCUUUGCGGGGAAUUUUCUUCCACUCAGUUGGAAUCUUGCGCGUCGACUCAAGCAUGGUCACCUGUGGUCUCUUCCUCCUCUCCAGCUGGGGCGUGAUCUGGUGUACUGUGAAGGUUACGUUUUCGGACAUCUCUCUUCUGUUACCAGUUGACUCGCAGUCUCGCACUGUAAAGUGGCUCGCAGAUGAAGCCUAUCGUCGUCGCCAUCUCCUCCUUGAUCAGGAAGCCUCUGCGUCUGAGGCUUGCCAUAUCCGCAUUCGCACAUCUGAUGGUGCUCUCCUUCUGCCAACAGAUCUUCUCUGUACGGUUCUUCCCGCUGCCACUGGUCCUCAUUCCACAACCCCAGAGUUGAUGGCAGAGGUCUUUAAACCAAGUAAAUCCCGUCAAGUAUUCUCUGGAGUUUCCCUGUCAGGCGAGAUUCAUUUUAACUUCUCAUUCGCUUCUGUCGUUGACCUUGAAUCCAACCAAUUUCUCUUACUGAAAGGUAACUUGCUGUCUUCGAAGGAUCUCUUACCAGAGUGUCCCUCUGACAAGCCUGCUUUACUCUCAGCCUUUGAAAAAGUUCUAACACCCCAUUUGGCUGAGCUUUCAGUGAUGGAAAAUUUCCUUACACUUGAAGGCGUCCUGGCUCUCCUCUCCUUGGGACUGAAUGAUUACAAUCCUCUCUUUUCUCAACUGAAUAAUACCGCAACCACCACGGGUGCAAGUACCAGCAAUGCUAUUGUGCCUCUGUCAGUCCUUCCCUCCUGGCUCGCUCCUGAUGGCGUUGUGCUGGUUUCUGAUGUCCCUACCAUCACCGCAGCACCACUGCUAUCACGGCUUCUUGUCCUCUGCCCGCGCCUCACAUGUCUACAGUUGGUGGGAUGUGGUGUUACUCCAGCAUUGUGGGAGCUAGCCACGAUGUCCUGUUUUGGCAACACUGAAAUACUCUCCUGCCAAUCGUCUGAAAGUCCGCCAUCCAGUUCGGCGUUCGCGAACCUCACUGAAUUGGACGUGAGUCUGAAUCCUCUCUCGUCAAGACUGAUCUCCACAGAUGAAGACUUUCUGCUGGAUUUACUUACACCCCCAGAGAAAAAGGGUCGACCAAACUUUUCAUCUCUUCGUGUUUUGCGUCUUCGUGGAGGCCUAGCAUCAGCAGUGGAGAAAUGUAUGUCUGCAGAACUCUUUAUGGGGGAAAACGUUCUGUCGGCGCAGAGUUGGAUGCUCUGUGAGACCACUUCGAGGGACAUUGAUUCAAGGCCGUCAGGGAAUGCGUUUAUUGCAUGUCUUGCACGAUUUCUUGAUUCAAUUGCUGGCAGCGCCGAGUACAACACUUACCUCACUGCUAUGCGACGGGAACGCCUGUUUGCAAAAGCCUGCCUUGAAACAGAUGCUGAUUUGACACUUGCAACGGAAGCUAUCUCUCGCAAAAUGUCGCCCGUCACUUGUGCGACUCCUCUGCAAGAACUGUCCCUUAUUACCCAGGCUCCUCUCUCUUGGCUGGAGAAUGUCCUCCCCGUGGGGAAGAAGGUUGCAAUCACUUCUGCUUUAACAUCUGCCUUAACGCAGCUUGACCUCCCCAAUGGCAUUUCCCAAUCUGCGCGCUUUCUAUCUCAUGUUGCGGUGUGUUUUGUGAAUCGCUUUGGCAAACGAGCUAGUGUUUGCUAUCGGCCACUCUGCGUCGCCUUUUCAAUCAGAUGA
Molecule: messenger RNA, 4503 nt
Organism: Hydatigera taeniaeformis
Lineage: Eukaryota; Metazoa; Platyhelminthes; Cestoda; Cyclophyllidea; Taeniidae
Source: the annotation of a GenBank genome assembly